AUGGAGUUGACGACACUGAUGAAACCUGCUAAAUCAAAACUUAAAAUAGGUAAAGAAAGUUUGGAUAUAAAAGUUGAAAUCAUUGAUCCAAAAAUCAAGCAAGAAAUAUCAGACUUGCCAGCUGUUUCUCCAGUCACUGGAAUUCAGAACAUUGGUGAUGUAUUCAAUGCUUGCUUAUAUCCUAAUAGUGACGGAUUAGCAGACUAUAUAAAGACAUUAAAACAGGUAAUUGGUCACUUAAAGAAGUCAUGUGAUAUUGAAGACGACAAAGUCAAACAUGAAAUAAGAAUAUAUGUGAGAGUAUUAUCUGAGAUUUAUGCAUCCAUCAACAGUGGCUGUACAGUCAAAAGAAUCAUCAGCAGUGCAUUACAGGGCCUACCUGUUGCAUUUCACACUGUGGUCAUUGACGUAUUCACGCUGACUCUCCAGAGAUGUAUGGAUAUUGACAAUCGACUUGAUUUGAGUAUAUGCCGACAUGUGGUAGAUUUGAUUGGUUCGUAUUCACAAAACUGGUCACAAGGUGAAGAAAUACUUCGCAUUUUGAACUCAGUUGUAUUGGUAUAUUUAACAGAUUGUUUGGUAGUAUUUAUGGAUGAGUGCAGUAAGUCUGAUAACAACCACAUAGUGGAAAUGAUCCACAACUGUCAGGUUACUAUGAAGACCCUGAUUGCUGUAAUUCCUAAGUAUGUUGUCCAGACUGGUACUGUGCUGGAACCAUGGUUCAUCACUGUAAACACUAAACUUAUGCAACACCUAGUGUAUAUACUGCAAAAUGGAUUAUUCACAUCUAAUUGUCAAAGUAUAGCCGCAAUGACUUUAGUAUUGGUGUUGAAAUCCCUCAGUAAUGGCAAUUCAACCGUGGACCUGAUCUUGCAGUGCUUAUUGCCGCACCAUAUCGAGGAAAGCACAAGUUCCUGGAUCACCGAUGAAAUGCGUAAGACCGGCUACACCUGGACCAGUUUGUCACCUUACUGUCAGCUGUGUGUAUGUCACGGUGUCAUAGCCAUGCUGGACGCUGAUCAUCUCAUUUCACAAAUAAACGAACAACAAAUACUACUUUUAGAUGUUAUAUUUCCAGAACUAAUGACUCUGCAAACCAAACUCUCUGAUAGUUAUUCUAUCUUGGCCGCAUCCAGAACGCUAACACUCUGGUCGUGUGUCGCUAAACAAGCUUUAGAAAAGAACCCAGGUGAUCUGAAACUGAGAAGUACACUGUGUGGAGAUGGUGCAAUUUCAAAAAAACUUUUACAUUAUGUGUGGGAAAACUCAGAGCAUACAAUCGAGGGAAUGAGAUAUCAAGUUAAAAUUAUAUUUGAUAAUAUUAUUGAAAUGCAUUUCAAGGUGGAUUGUGAAGACAGCAAAUUCUUUUAUGGCAUAUUCCAACAUUUGAUGAAUACCAGCUGGCAUGUUAGAAGUAAAUAUAGUUUUCUGGCUACCAUGGUAACCUACUUGGGUAGUAACAGGAUGUUGGAUCUGUGUCCCACAUUACCUCGCGACAUACUUAAUGCUGUGGACGAACAGACUGUCGCUCCUUACGCCAGUGACCUUUAUGAAAGGCUUUUACAAACACACAAGAAAGAAUCAGAUGAAGAUACCAGAUGGAAAGCAGUUUGGAUAUUACCAGUUUUGGAAAUGCUGCAAAGGAAAAAUUACAAUACCACGCUGAUUACACAAUAUUGUCUUCCUAGAAUUUUGAAAAGAUGUCCCGAGUGUCUAGAGUACAUUCAGAUGCAUAUGAAGCCAUCCAAUCAAGAGAAUCUUGCUGUCUUGAUAACUUGUCUGAAAGUAGCUCGUUGUCAAGGACUACUCAACACAAAAUGGAAUGAUGACAUCACUUGUUGGCAUGGCAUCAUAUCGGUGUCAUCCUUACAGCAAGCACUGUGUCACCAUGACAACAAGUUGUCUUUACAAGCUUUGAGUUUAAUAUGUGACAACACCAAAACAACCGAAUCCAUCACAAGUACGGACUUCCAACUGAUCAAGACAUUUCUAGAAGUAAAUAUGAAGGCACAGUCCCCGGCUGAUAGACAUUAUAUUAUAUCUGAUAUUAAAAAGUUUCUUUGUAGAAUCCAUGAAAGUGGAUUGAUGCUAUGGAAACAGAGGAACAAAGAUGGCUGCCAAUCACAGUUAGAGUUGUAUAAGGAUUUCUUGGAAUGGUUGUUCAGUUUCUUACUGAAUAACUUGUAUCCUGAUGCUUGUCACCCGAGGAGAGCUCUAGCACUAAGUGUUUUGAAUCUAAUGAAUGAUAUAUUUAGUCAUUCAUCCCAAGGGGGUAGUUUGAAUGGCGUACAAUUCGGUUUCAUUGAUCAACUGACGACUAAUCAUGUUCAAACCAUCCUGGAGUGUUUGAACGAUAGUUACAGUAAAAAUAGAGAGAUGGCCUUACAACUCAUCAAGUGUUCACCUACAACAGCACAGAAGGUAUCCAACCUGUAUGAAAUGGGGCUAGACUUGGCGAAAGGUAACAAGCCACAGAACAGCAUUGUGGGAGCUAACAUAUUAUGCCUGGUGUACCAGUGUGGUAUUGAAAGCCCUGAGCAGAUACUCCAAGAUUUACUGGUAUACCUGAGAGAACAAAUAGAGAUAGGUAAAUGUAGUCUGUUGAAGGCUGCAGCAAAAUACCCUAUCUAUGGCUUACUGUACUGUGUGCGGACACUAUUGAAAGAACUCUCAUCAAGUCAUACGAGAAUAAUAGAUAAUUAUUUAGAUUGUUUAAUAGAACUCUGUUUAGACGCAUCCAGCAUUGUGUCCCCAGUUGUUUGUAAUUCAUCACCAGAAGGUUACUUACCAGUAGAUGAACAGAAAGAUGCCAGUUUAGAACAUUUGGUUUUGAGAGGUAAUGAUAAAGAGCAAAAUGAAGAUGGAGAUGAUAAGACAUCUCGGAAUGAGGAGGAGGAUGACAAGGAGGAAGAAGGUGACAGUCACACAGUAACACCACAGAUGGUUCUCAUAUGCUGCUGGAUAACAAUGAAAGAAGUGUCAUUAUUACUGGGCCAGUUGACGCAAUUUAAGAAUUCUAACAAGAAAACACUGCUCUCUGUUCAACAGAUGAAGACACUUGGUGAUUUUUUCAUGGAUAUUCUAAUGAAAGCCAGACACAGAGGUGCAUUUGAAUUGUCAUACACCGGAUUUGAACAGCUUUGUCAUCUACUUUGGAGGAGUGAAGUGAAGGAGCUGAACAGUCUGCCAGUGAAAUGGUUGCAGAUAUUACUGACUGAAAUCCAAUGUACCAAUGAGAUAUCACAGUUAUGUGCAACACGGCGUAGUGCUGGGAUACCCUUCGCAUUUCAGGCAAUUUUAAAUGCUGAAUGUAUGGUACAGAAAGACAGACCUAAUUUUAAACAUGUUAUGAUUCAACUUUUGGAUUUAUCACUGGGACAAAGCGUGAAUGACGACACAUUUGCACAGGUUCAUUCCUUGAAUAUAUUAUGUGCAUUAUACAAAGACAGUGAACUUGGUGAAGAUGUAUUUCCAUUCAUUGCUGAUGGAGUUAAGGCAGCCAUAUUGGGAUUUAACUCAGAACUGUGGGGUGUCAGAAACUCAUCUAUGAUGUUAUUUAAUGCUUUGAUAACAAGGAUAUUUGGUGUCAAGAGAACUAAAGAUGAACAUUCUAAGAAAAACCAGUUGAGUGGAAGGGAAUUUUUCAGUAGAUUUCCCUCAUUACAUUCAUUCCUUCUGAAGCAAAUCAAAAUUGUUUCACAAGAUACAACCAGUUUACAACAAAGUCAGUUUGCUAUUCUGUUACUCAUGUCACGUUUAUAUUCGUCAACGUUUGACGGCAUUGACAGUAAUCUCUCGCUCAGUGAGUUUGUACCUUAUAUACAGAAAUGCUGCAGCUGUAGUGUAUGGAAAACACGCACCAUGGCUGCAAGAACGUUAGCUUCCAUCUGUCCUACAAGUGCCAUCAAUGCACUGUUGACAAGUCUCAUUGUAUCACUACCAACAUCUGACUGUCUCCAACUAUCCCAUAAUACUAUCCAUGGUGUCUUAUUGCAGAUAUAUCAUGUAUUGGAGAUGUAUUGGAGUGAACGUUUACCAAACAAUUCCCUGGUAGAAUUGAUGAAUGUAGUGUUACCUCAACUUAGAAACAGUCUAUGGCUUAUAACUAGUUCUAACAAGUGUGAUAUAACAAGAGCUUUAUAUCUCCACAUACUUAACAAAUACAUUUUCACAAUGCAAAAGAUCCCAGUCGAUGAUAACCAUAAAGAUUUCCAACUCCAUGUCACGUCUAUUUUACGAGAAGACACAUUUUGCGUUCCCAGUAGCAGUAUGGUUCCGGGAACUUCACUGUUGCAGGAGACAAUCGCAGAAAUCACUUGGAAGACCUCGGUAGAAAGCAGUAGUAUUGAUUGGUUGUUGGCGUUAUUAAAUAAUGCAUCAUAUGAAGUCAGACGUCUCACUCUUAGAAACCUCAUAGACUGUAUUAAAACUAGUUGCGAUAACGCCAUUAAACUGUGUGACUCUCGGGAUCUAUUCAGGCAGUUGAUAAAGAUGGUACAACAUGAAAUUGAUUAUGACUGUUUAUCAAUGGUAUUUGAAGUGUUAUGUUAUCAUUCAUACACACUAUCAGACUCCACUGAAUGGUCUUCAAUGCUGGUAACAGAUUCUUGUACACUGGGGAAAGGAGUGAAUCAAUGUCCAAAACAAGAAAUGAAACUCUCUCAAUCGCUGCACGCACUCACAUUUUUGCUCAAGAGUGUAGAGUCAUUUACAGAUGGGCCUGGAUAUGAGAUGGUGCCUAGUUCGUUUAUUAAUUUGACGUCCAAACUGGUUUCAGUUGUUUACUCUGAUGCUGUAUUGGUUAGGAACAUGCCACUUUUGCUGUGGAAAUCAGUGAUACUUUUGUUACAAGAUGAGCACAAAGAGAUACGCCAGUCUAUCGUGCCCGUAAUCUCUAAUACUGGAUUUACAGAAGUACAAAGUACAGUUGCUAUGCAAAACGUCUUCCAUAGUAUUAUACAUCACCAUGGUAACAGAGACUGGAUGGCGUUAUUUGCAUUUAUACAUUCGCAUGUAAUUGAUAUUCCCGUGGUUGAGAUAAAUCAGGAAGAUGAUGAACAAGAAGAUAAAUUAUAUGACAAGAGGGAAUCUAACUGCUACCUCGAAAGAACCGAAAUCAUUAACCAUGCUGGCAAUGCGUUACAUGGGUGGAUCUCGAAAAUCAAGUCGCUGGAGAUGUGGCAGGAAGAGAUACUACAAGAAACUAGAAACACUAGCAUCAAAGCUUUACAAACAUUGAUUUCUACGUUGAAAAGUAAACGAUGCUCACCGUAUUUAGACUAUAGUUUAUAUCAAGAUAUAUGUUUACAUUUUUAUGGUCAUUUAAAGUGCCUCGCAGCGUUAAGUCGAAGAGUGCCCUCGUCCCAGCAUGCGUUAAUAUUGUCUCUGAUCCACGAUAUCGAGGGAUUAUCAUUAAUAUAUGGAGGAUUUAAUGUCUAUCUCUUCACAGCUGUAGAGCACUUAAAACAACAGUAUGAACUAGCACAGGUUGUCAGGGAAACACUCUGA
Saccoglossus kowalevskii is the source of this 5508-nucleotide messenger RNA. Its product is annotated as tRNA (32-2'-O)-methyltransferase regulator THADA-like. NCBI's taxonomy places the organism in Eukaryota, Metazoa, Hemichordata, Enteropneusta, Harrimaniidae. Gene Ontology annotation, cellular component: cytosol. Gene Ontology annotation, biological process: tRNA methylation. The record is from RefSeq and is a predicted model, not a curated record.